Messenger RNA from Emys orbicularis (European pond turtle), 1676 nucleotides. RefSeq names its product kynureninase (gene KYNU). Gene Ontology annotation, biological process: NAD+ biosynthetic process. Bases 178 to 1593 code for a protein of 471 amino acids. Gene Ontology annotation, cellular component: cytoplasm. Gene Ontology annotation, molecular function: kynureninase activity; pyridoxal phosphate binding. Lineage: Eukaryota; Metazoa; Chordata; Testudines; Emydidae. The record is from RefSeq and is a predicted model, not a curated record. The transcript has 15 exons.
AACACAGGUCUGUGGAAAAAGCUGUUCUUAUCAUAACACUGUUUGAGUGCUUAAGAACUUCCUUAUUCUUUGUCUGAAAUGGCUGCUAGCUGCCGGCUUGCUUAAUUUUGGCCGCAUCUGUUCUGUUUGAAAACAGGAGACUGCCAAUAGCCACCGGUGAAGUUAAAUGACUUGAAAAUGGAUUCAUCUUCUCAUGGGUUCCCAGUGACUGUUUUAGAACAAACUGCCUCACAGCUAGGAUGCAAUCCAGCAGAUCAGAAACUUGCUUUGCACUUAGAUGAAGAAGAUGAGCUGAAACACCUCCGUGAAUGUUUCCAUAUUCCAAAAGUCAAGGAUCUACCUCCAACCGACUCAACUUUAGUGAAUGAAAAUGAAAGCUGCAUAUACUUUGCUGGGAAUUCUCUUGGACUUCAGCCAAAAAAAGUUAAAGCUUACCUGGAUGAAGAGUUGGAUAUGUGGGCUAAAAGAGGUGUACAUGGUCAUUUCAAUGGUAAGCGCCCAUGGGCUUUAGGAGAUGAGUGCAUCGUGGAGCUUAUGGCUGAUAUUGUGGGUGCUCGAAAGGAAGAAGUAGCCUUAAUGAAUAGCCUGACUGUUAAUCUGCAUCUCCAGAUGUUAUCUUUUUUUAGCCCUACUCCAAGUCGUUACAAAAUUCUUCUGGAAGCCAAAGCCUUUCCCUCCGACCAUUAUGCUGUUGAGUCUCAGCUUCAGCUUCAUGGACUUGAUGUGGAGAAAUGCAUGCUCAUGAUACAGCCACGCAAGGGGGAGGAGACCUUGAGAAUUGAAGAUAUCCUUGACAUAAUUGAGAAGGAAGGGGACUCUGUUGCUGUAAUUUUGCUGAGUGGAGUGCAGUACUACACAGGACAGCUGUUUGACAUCCCCAGAAUAACAAAGGCUGGCCAAGAAAAGGGUUGCUAUGUUGGCUUUGACCUGGCUCAUGCUGCUGGUAAUAUAGAACUGCAUUUACAUGACUGGGGAGUAGAUUUUGCCUGCUGGUGUUCCUACAAGUAUUUAAAUUCUGGAGCUGGGGGCCUGGCUGGUGCCUACAUUCAUGAGAAACAUUCCCAGACUAUAAAACCAGCGCUAAUAGGCUGGUGGGGUCAUGAAUUCAAAACUAGAUUUCUCAUGGAAAACAAAUUGCAACUAAGUCCUGGAAUCAAUGGAUUUCGGUUAUCAAAUCCUCCAAUUUUAUUGGUCUGUGCACUGCAUGCUAGUUUAGAGGUCUUUGGUCAAACUACAAUGAAAGCACUGAGAAGGAAAUCCAUUCUGCUAACGGGUUACUUGGAGUAUCUGAUAAAGCAUUACUACAGUGAGGAUAAAGCAAAUCCAGAGAAACCCUUUGUAAAAAUAAUCACACCACCUCAGAUUGAGGAAAGAGGAUGCCAGCUCACACUAGUUUUUUCUGGUCCAAUCAAAUCUGUAUUUAAAGAACUGGAAAAAAGAGGAAUAGCUUGCGACAUACGAGAACCAAAUGCUCUUCGUGUUGCCCCAGUUCCUCUCUACAAUUCUUUCCAUGAUGUACACAGAUUUAUUGGAAUCCUGGGAGCUGCAAUUACAUCUGCAAAACAGGCAGCAAACAAUGCUACACUAUCCUGAUCUUAUUGAUGACUUAGCUGUAUCUUUUAAUCUAUUUCUGACUAAGAUGCAUUUAUUCUUCUGAGCAAUUCUGUCCUUCUAGU